AUGAAAAUAACUCAUCUUUCCAGCAUCUUUGUGCAUUCGGCAGUGUCCGAAUGGCGAAAGUGUUUGAGGCGUAUCAAAAUGCCUGACGCUGUUUUAUCAAUCAUUCAUUACAAAGGACGCGUUUUUGCUGCUCUGGCCAAUGGUUCCAUUGCAAUUUUUCAUCGUAAUACAGGUGGUGGCUGGUCUGAAGCAGGUUAUCACUGCAUGACUGUUGGCCGUGCUACGAGCUCUGUUAGGUCUCUUUCCAUAGUGGGCAAAUAUAUUUGGGCCGCCUAUCGCAACUGCAUCAUCGUUAUCGAUCCCAAUGAUCUCACUGUCAAGAAGGUCUUUGCGGCGCAUCCACGACGAGAUAGUCAAGUGCGACAUAUGCAUUGGAUUGGUGACGGCGUCUGGAUCUCCAUCCGGCUUGAUUCAACUCUUCGUCUUUAUCAUGCUCGCACUUAUGCACACCUUCAGGAUAUCGACAUUGAACCAUAUGUUACAAAAAUGCUGGGUACCAGUAACUUAGAUUACUCAUUCAUGCGCACAACUGCACUGUUGGUUAUUUGUCAGCGCUUGUGGAUUGGCACUGGAACGGGCGUUAUCAUUUCAAUUCCACUUUCAGAAACAAACGGCACACGAGUGGAUGUAAAAGGAACGGCAGAAUCACCAAGUGAAGACAUGCGAGGUCCUGGAGGAUUGAUUAGGGUUUACGGCGAUUCCACAAAUGGAGAAACAUCUUCUAGCAGCUUUAUACCUUAUUGUGAUAUGUCUCGCGCCCAGCUUUCAUUUCAUGGACAUAAAGAUUCGGUGAAAUUUUUCUUGGCUGUUCCUGGUUAG
Gongylonema pulchrum is the source of this 819-nucleotide messenger RNA. The record is from the annotation of a GenBank genome assembly. Lineage: Eukaryota; Metazoa; Nematoda; Chromadorea; Rhabditida; Gongylonematidae.